Molecule: messenger RNA, 670 nt
Organism: Brassica rapa (field mustard)
Lineage: Eukaryota; Viridiplantae; Streptophyta; Magnoliopsida; Brassicales; Brassicaceae
Product: cytochrome b5
Cellular component (GO): membrane; intracellular membrane-bounded organelle
Molecular function (GO): heme binding
Source: RefSeq, a predicted model, not a curated record
CCUAUCCAAGAAACAAACCAGCUUCCUAACAGCUGUAAGCAGGACAAUAAAAAAAAUGCCGACGCUCACAAAGAUAUACUCCAUGGAAGAAGUAGCAGCUCACAACAAGCAAGAUGACUGCUGGAUUGUUAUCGACGGCAAGGUAUAUGACGUAACCCCUUAUAUGGAUGAGCACCCUGGAGGAGAUGAUGUGCUUCUUGCUGUCACCGGCAAAGAUGCAACGGAUGAAUUCGAAGACGCGGGGCACAGCAAAACAGCUAGGGAACUCAUGGAAGAGUAUUUCAUUGGCGAGCUUGACGAAGCUUCUUUACCUGAGAUACCAGAGCUUAAGAUCUACAAGAAGGAGGACCCAAAAGACUCUGUUCAGAAGCUUGUCGACUUGACAAAGCAGUACUGGCUUGUUCCUGUCUCAGUUAUCACCAUCUCUGUUGCGGUGAGUGUCUUGUUCUCUCGCAAGAAGUAGUAGUCUCUCUGGAAGAUGAUCUUGAGUGUUAUUGAAUUACUGGGGGAAUCAACUAUCCACGAGAACUCCCCCCCUAUAGAUUUUGAAAGGAAAGAAUAAUAUUAUUUUUGAAUUUUCGUCACUGAAUGCUUUUACAUUUUGAGUUGGGAUCAUGUUUUAAUGAAAUGAAAUUUAAUGAUAUGAUUAAUGGAUGCUUUGGUUUUGCUU